AUGUUUUGUCUUGUUUUUUGGGCCAGAUUUUAUUGUCUUGAAAAUAAUGUUGCAGGAUUAUUUGAUGGAUUUAUAAACGAGAACGAUGAUGCAGAUGAAGAUGAAAUUAAUCAAAGAAUUUACAAAAAUUGUGCUAUGGCUGCUUUUGGAUUUAUCAAAUUACACUUUUUCAUGAUGAAUUUUGCAGUUUCAUUUAUUAACAAUGCAGCGGCUCACUCCAAGACUGGUGCUUUUCCAAAUCCAUUUCAAAAGGAAAAUAAUGCAACAAUUGCUUCAAGUCCGAUUAGUUUCAAUUUUAACUUAUUGUUCCAUGCAGCUGUCGUGGUUCUUUAUGUUUAUAUUGUAUUUAUUUUUGUGUGGAGUGUGGUUGGAAUCAAGUACGCUUUUUUAAUUGGGGCUGUUCAUGUCGCAAUAAUUAUUGCUUUAUAUCGAAAUACAAUCAAGUAUGUCCUUUCAUUGGCGUCAGGCACUUCGUCCACACCUCAACAAGCGUCACAAGCAUCCUCUGAAGGCGAGAAUAAGAAGAACGAUUAG
Molecule: messenger RNA, 534 nt
Organism: Naegleria fowleri
Lineage: Eukaryota; Heterolobosea; Eutetramitea; Acrasida; Naegleriidae
Exons: 1
Coding region: 1-534 (177 amino acids)
Source: RefSeq, a predicted model, not a curated record